UAACACAACACUAUUUGGUAUAGGCGGGUUUUCUGUCGCUGCACUGGAAAAUGCCUCGUCAUCACUAUGAAGUCUUUGGGCACACGAUACGUGUAAUGUCUGGGGCAGUCCUAGAACAGACGCGAUCGACAACAAGGAUUGAGGUUCCAGAUUCCGCUCAGAAUGUAUCAAUGACCGAGGGCUUAUUCUCAUAUGUCGUCAAGGACAGCUGAGUGGACAGGCCGUGCAGAAGACUAGAAUGAACA
This is a messenger RNA of Bipolaris maydis ATCC 48331, 245 nucleotides long. NCBI's taxonomy places the organism in Eukaryota, Fungi, Ascomycota, Dothideomycetes, Pleosporales, Pleosporaceae. The record is from RefSeq and is a predicted model, not a curated record.